AUGGCUCCUCAUGCGACUGGAACGCCUCCACCUUCCUCGCAUCCGUAUAUCCAUGCCUACCCUAUCACAGUCCUCGCUUCGUCACGUGCAGUCGUGUCUGGCCGGUUAACAUCAGCCACCAUCGUAAUCAACACUCAGACCGGCAAGAUCAUAUCCAUCUUCCACUCCGUCCUGUCUAAAUCAGACUUCCCUCCCGGGACGCCAUUUGUCGACCACUCGCCAAAGAUACUACUUCCGGGUCUCGUGGAUGCCCACGUGCAUCUCAACGAGCCGGGUCGGACAGAAUGGGAGGGCUUCUGGACCGGUACACGAGCGGCUGCCUUUGGCGGCGUCACAACCGUCGUAGACAUGCCACUCAAUGCCAUCCCACCGACUACCACUGUCGCGGGUCUGAAAGAGAAAGUCUCGGCGGCGCAAGGUCAAUGCUGGGUUGAUGUCGGCUUCUAUGGUGGCAUAAUCCCUGGUAAUGCCCACGAGCUCAGACCACUUGUUCAAGAAGGCGUGCGCGGUUUCAAGGGAUUCUUGAUCGACAGCGGCGUCGAGGAAUUCCCAGCGGUCUCCGCCAUUGACAUCUCCAAAGCCCUCACCGAGCUGGCCGACAGCCCAACAACCCUAAUGUUCCACGCUGAGAUGAUCCCACCCAUCACCGACUCCGUCGGCGACGACGUCCAGAAAUCCCUCCCACCACUCCACCCCUCCGGCCCCCUAACAGCCUACAAAACCUUCCUCGACUCGCGCCCCGCCUCCUUCGAAACCUACGCCAUCGCCGAGAUCCUCUCCCUCGCGCACCUAGCGCCCAACCUCCCGCUCCACAUCGUGCAUCUCUCGGCCAUCGAAGCGAUCCCGCUGCUCCGCGAAGCACGCGCCCGCGGCGUCAAGAUCACAGCGGAAACAUGCUUCCACUACCUCAGUCUCGCGGCCGAGGCGGUCAAGGACGGUGACACGCGCCAUAAGUGCUGCCCGCCUAUCCGCACGCAGUCGAACCAGGACGGCCUUUGGGACGAGCUGACCCGUGAGGAUGACAGUGUCAUUAAGACCAUCGUCUCGGAUCACUCGCCUUGCACACCGGAUUUGAAGAUGCUGCCGCCGAGGCUGGCGGGCGAGACGGAUCCGGCGAAUGUGGAUGGUGAGGGCGGGGACUUUUUUGCCGCAUGGGGCGGGAUUAGUUCGGUGGGGCUGGGCCUGAGUAUCUUGUGGACGGAGGCGUGUAGGAGGGGCGACCCGUCUGUUGAGGAUGUGGUGAAGUGGUGCUGUAGGAACACAGCGAAGCAGGUUGGGCUGGAGCACCGGAAGGGAGAUCUGGCGGUGGGCUUCGAUGGAGAUGUGGCGGUCUUCGAUGAUGAGAGGGAGUUCGUGGUCGAGCACAGCACCAUGCUCUUCCGCAAUAAGUGCUCACCGUACGAGAACAAGACGCUCAGGGGCGCCGUCGUCGAGACGUGGCUGCGCGGCAAGCGUGUCUUUACGAGGGAGCACGGAUUUGCGGAGAAGGCGGGUCCACGCGGCCAGCUGCUGCUGGAGCCGAGAACAGCGACGGCGAAGGGCCGCAAGGAUAUAGAGUUCGCCUUGGCAGCGUAA
This is a messenger RNA of Coniosporium apollinis CBS 100218, 1575 nucleotides long. Its product is annotated as allantoinase. The coding region runs from base 1 to 1575 and encodes 524 amino acids. Gene Ontology annotation, molecular function: allantoinase activity; zinc ion binding; cobalt ion binding. Gene Ontology annotation, biological process: allantoin catabolic process; purine nucleobase catabolic process. Gene Ontology annotation, cellular component: cytoplasm. The transcript has 3 exons. The record is from RefSeq and is a predicted model, not a curated record. NCBI's taxonomy places the organism in Eukaryota, Fungi, Ascomycota, Dothideomycetes.